ACGAUAUGUGGUGAAGUAUGAAGCGCGAGGACUUACGUACUAAGGCUAAGUGACUUUCCGAUUUAGUCUGGUACCCGCCCCCGCCACUCAUUAUAUUAUCUUCACCUUAGUCUCGUGCAACCAGACGCUCUGCUCGUAGGGGAUUUGCGGAGACAGCCGAGUGUAUGGUUGAACGAGACUAUCUUCACCUUAGUCUUGGAGGGGGACCAGACUAUAUUCACCUUUCAUCAUCCGGAACACCUCGGGCCUUUCACCGUGUUUUUCGGUGAAUGCGGGUGGUUUCGUCCCAAUUACAUAUUCGCACCUAGUGGAUUCUUAAAUUACAGAAUAAACAGUAUAUUAAAGAUGUGCGAAUCAAAUAACAUGAUUAUGCCAUCAAAAUGAACAUACCUUGGGCGUCGGUAAAUUUUAGCAUUCAUGCCCUAAUUUCGAUUCUAUUCAAUUGCUCGUCGUUAACGGAGAGUAUGCACUAAUCAAUCGUUCCGACCACUGUUGCUACAUACUCAAUGGGGGCGAAACUACUCGGGACGAAUCCACUUGGGGCGUACAGGUAAAGGUGCGAAUCUACUAGGUGCAAAUAUGUAAUGGGGACGAAACCACCCGUCACCUUUUUCGGUGAUCAAAGACUGGCGGGGGCGGGGACCAGACUACUUCAGCUCUCUACAGGAAAGGCCCGAGAAGUUACGAUGGGCAGUAAUCACGUGUCUUUCUCUUGCGCUGAACACGUUUCCGGUUUGUCUUUAAAUUGCAUUUAUAGCUAUCCCUGUGCCACAUCAAGAUGGUCAAGGAAGACAAGCCCACCUGGAAGUCAAACUACUUCUUGAAAAUAGCAAGCCUGUUGGAUGAAUAUCCGAAAGCCUUCAUUGUAAAUGCCGAUAAUGUUGGAUCGAAACAGAUGCAGCAGAUCCGUCAGGCACUGCGAAAUAAAGCCAUUGUGUUGAUGGGGAAAAAUACCAUGAUGAGAAAAGCCAUCAGAGGCCACAUGGAUAAAAACCCACUACUGGAAAAACUUCUGCCCCACAUUAAGAACAACAUUGGCUUGGUGUUUUUGAAAGGUGAACUGGUGGAGACCAGAGAUCUUCUCUUGGCCAACAAGGUGAAAGCACCAGCAAAGGCAGGUGCCCUUGCUCCCCUGGAUGUUAAAGUGCCAGCCCAGGCCACCACACUGGGGCCUGAGAAGACCUCCUUCUUCCAGGCUCUGCAGAUUCCCACCAAGAUUACCAGAGGAUGCAUUGAAAUCUUGAAUGAAGUGCAUCUGAUUAAAGCUGGUGACAGAGUUGGGUCAUCUGAGUCCACUCUCCUCAACAUGUUGGGCAUCUCUCCAUUUUCCUAUGGACUUAUCAUUGAAAAAGUGUAUGACUCUGGAACCAUUUUUGAGCCGGAAGUUUUGGACAUCACUGAUGAAGAUAUUAGGGAUAAGUUCAUGAUGGGAGUGAGGAACAUUGCUGCUCUGUCCAUGGUCAUUGGUUACCCAACUGCAGCCUCAGCUCCUCACUGUAUUGCCAACGGAUUCAAGAGGCUGCUUGCUAUUGCCGUAGAAACCGACUACAGUUUCCCCGAGGCUGAGAAGACCAAGGAGUAUCUGAAGGAUCCUAGCAAGUUUGCAGCAGCCGCACCUCAAGCUGCUGCAGCUGACUCUGCCCCAGCAAAGAAAGAGGAGAAGAAACCCGAGCCGGAAUCCGAGUCGGACGAUGACAUGGGCUUUGGACUAUUUGACUAACAGCUUGUUGACAAUAAGCAUUCUCAUCAGAUAGUAUUCCAUGCCGGUUAUUCAGACCAUAUGGCAAAGGAUACUAAAUAAAACUUGAGAAGAAA
Messenger RNA from Ostrea edulis (European flat oyster), 1815 nucleotides. RefSeq names its product 60S acidic ribosomal protein P0-like. Gene Ontology annotation, molecular function: large ribosomal subunit rRNA binding; structural constituent of ribosome. Lineage: Eukaryota; Metazoa; Mollusca; Bivalvia; Ostreida; Ostreidae. Bases 779 to 1720 code for a protein of 313 amino acids. The transcript has 10 exons. The record is from RefSeq and is a predicted model, not a curated record. Gene Ontology annotation, biological process: ribosome biogenesis; ribosomal large subunit assembly; cytoplasmic translation. Gene Ontology annotation, cellular component: cytosolic large ribosomal subunit.